GUUAAGCCGCGGAAAAACAUACUGCUUGUAAAUUCUUCUUGUAGAUCCUAUCCUUCCUGUCUACUUACGAAAAAACCACGAUAUCUUUCACCUGAACUGCGCUAAAAAUCUGAAAUGAAAUUUCAUCAUUUUCGUGGGAAUUAUUCGCUUCCACUAAACGUUCACACUAUAGAUUGUGUUGUUGUUGUGCUAAAUGUGCGCAAUUUGCUUGCAAUUUUUAUUUAUUAUUUUGAAAUCUCGUCGCAGUUCUCGUAACUAAGAAAAUGUGAAAGACAAAAGAACGCAGAACUCGUUCAGCCGAUGUCUCAACUAGCAUAAGAUAAAGUGCAAUACAUACAUAUAGAAUUAUUUCUCAUUUAAUGUAAGGACAACGGUUUCGUUAUAAAUAAACACAAACUCUAUUUUUAUAGACCACAAUGGACACUGAUGUGAAUCAGAUGCAUUACCAUUAUAAGGAUAUAUUGUCGGUGUUUUUGGACCCCUUCAUUGAGGACUUUGACUGCAAGGAUGUGGAGGACUCACUGCGUUCGAUACUAACCAAAAGGGAAAUCGAUUUCAUUUUUGCAUCGGAUCAAACGGAUGUUAGAAUCUACCUUUUGUUUUGGAAAUUGCUCGAGAAGCCAGAGAGCAUCGUUAAAAGAUUCGUCGAGGAGGUUCUCAACUAUCGCGAUGGGGCCAACUACGAAUUCCUGAUGACGCCCAUCAAAGCCGAGUACCUACAGCCGAGCCCCAACACCAGGCUGUACGUAGAGCAGCGGGAUCGUCUCUUCAAUGACAAUCAAGUGUUUUCCAAGUACAAUGUGCCGCGCCUAAAACCGUUCCUCGACUUAACCAAGGCCCUGCUGGAGUUGAGGCCAGCCAAGAAUGUCCUGGUCGAUGGCCCCCUGGGCGCCGGCAAGCAAUGGCUUGUGCUCGACGUUUGCUCCUCGUACAAAGUGCAGCAGAAGAUGGACUUUAAGAUAUUCUGGCUGAAUGUGAAGAACUGCAACAGCCCCGAGGCAGACCUCGAAAUGCUGCUCACUCUGCUCUACCAGAUCGAUCCGAGCUGGAGCAGCCGAUGCGACUCCGGCACCUGGAACAUCAUGCAGCGCAUUGACAGCGUCAAAAUCGAACUGCGGCGCCUGCUCAAGAGCAAGCCAUACGAGAACUGCCUGCUGGUGCUGCGAAAUGUGCAGAGCGUUCGCACCUGGAAGGCGUUCAAUCUCGGCUGCAAGAUACUCCUGACCACUCGCUACAAGUGCGUUACCGAUUACCUGUCCGCGGCGACCACCAAGCAUGUGCCGCUGAAGGAUGCCCUCACCGAGCACGAGGCUGAGUCGCUAAUUGUCAAGUAUCUCCACUGCAGGCCAGAGGAUCUGCCCAGGGAAGUGCUGACGACAAAUCCACGCAGCCUGAGCAUUAUUGCCGAGAGUAUACGCGACGGUCUGGCCACUUGGGAGAAUUGGAAAGAUGUGAACUGCAAUAAACUCACGAGCAUUAUCGAGAGCUCACUGAAGGUGCUGGAGCCGGUUAUAAAUAGGAAUAUGUUCGAUAAGCUCUUCAUAUUCCCUCCGUCCGCCCACAUACCCAUCGAUCUCCUAUCUCUGGUUUGGUCAGACGAUAAAUCAGAUAGCGACGAUCCGAUGGUGGUGGUGAAUAAACUGCACCGGUACUCCUUGGUGGAAAAGCAGGCCCAUCCGUCGACCAUAAGUAUACCCACGAUAUACUUGGAGUUGAAACUAAGGGUGGACAACGCUGCUGCACUCCACAGAAAAAUCGUUGAUCAUUACAACAUCACAAAGGCUUUCGACGAUGAUGACGAUCUGACAGUGCCCUUCUUGGAUGGCUAUUUCUAUUGCCAUAUCGGCCACCAUCUGACCAAUUUGGAGCACUCCGAGAGCGUGGCUCUGUUCCGCAAGAUUUUCCUCGAUUUUCGGUUUCUUGAACAAAAGAUACGAUACGACAAGACAGCGUGGAAUGCCAGCGGAUCGAUACUCAACACUUUACAGCAGCUGAAAUUCUACAGCUCCUACAUUAUCGACAAUGAUCCCAAGUUUAAGCGCCUGGUGAAUGCUUUGCUGGAUUUCCUUCCAAAGAUUGAGGAGAACCUUAUACGGUCCAAGUUUACCCGCCUUCUGCGAAUCGCUCUGAUGGACGAGGAGGAGGCCAUAUACGAGGAGGCCCACCGACAAGUGCAGCGGUUCGGUGAUCAAGUUUGGUUCACAGAGCAUGGUCGCUUUCACCAGCAUCGGCAAAUUAUCAACCUCGGGGAGAAUACGGUUCGACACGUCCUGUACCUGAACAAUGACUUCUGCUUGAUGGCUCUGGACAGCAAACAAAUGCUGCUGACCGACGUUUCUCUGGAGGCGGAGGACACGUAUCUGCUGAAGGAUGACAACGACAGCAGCGACAUCCUGAAAAUGGCCGUGUUUAAUAACCAGAAGCACCUGCUCACGCUCCACAGCAAUGGCAGUGUAAAGCUCUGGUCGCUGUGGGCCGAGUGCUUUGGGCGGCGUCACAGCAGCGGAAGUCGCCAGCGUGUGCGACCGCCACACCUUUCCCAUUUGCGGAAAUAUGCGGCGACUCGUACGUACAAGCAGCUGGUCAAUGGCGUCGCCAAGCGCGCAAUGAGCUACCAGAGCGCGGACCAGAACAUUGCGGCGUUCUACUUGAACGAGGAAGCAACCGUUGGAGACGCAAAGAUUCAGCUGCAUGUGGCCUUCAGCAACGGCGACGUUUGCAUCUGUGAGUGGGAUGACAGGGACCAAGUGUUCAAGUCCUCCAACACGCCCACCCUCGAGACGCAUCCGCUUCGUGUGCGGUGUUUCGUUCAGGUGCUGAACCGCUACUAUGUCAUAUGCACCGCUGACUGCACCCUCACCGUUUGGGAUCUGCACAACGGUUCUUGCGACAAGCCAGAGCUCAGUGGCUACGAUGUCCACAAUGACCCACCGCUUGCGAUUGAAGUCUACAAUGAACGCAGCCAGCAUUCGACCCUGCUGCUCAUCCACAGGUACAGCGUGUGGCGGCUGACGUUCGAGCCUGGCGACUUUCAACAGCCUCUAGUGCGGCUCAAGUCGGAGCCUGUGCAGCUGCCGGACAUGAGCUUCAUUACCUGCGCUAAGGGAUCGCCAGAUGGUCGGUAUCUGAUCCUGGGAACAUCGGUUGGCCUCAUUGUGUAUGACAUCCAGCUGUCCAGUCCCGUGCUGCGCAGCAAUGUGAGCGAGCACAUCGAAUGCGUGGACAUCUACGAGCUGUGCGAUCCUAUUUACAAGUACAUAGUGCUUUGUGGUGCCAAAGGAAAGCGGCUCCUGCACGUGCACACACUGCGAAGGGUGGAUUCGGGUAUUACGUGGGUCCACAAUGUGGAUGAGACAAAGGGCAUGACACGGGCUUGCCUCGAGCCCAAUGUCUAUCUGCGCCCGCUCCUGGACAUGACCAGAAAGCGGUCUCAACUGCUGGCCAUCGACUCCAAGGAGCGUAUCCAUCAGAUUGAGACCACCGCCGACCCAAGUGCUCGCCGCAGGUCCAGUAUUUCGUCCUGGUCAACGAUAACCCCCACGCAUGCGGCCAGCAAGACGCGCAUAACCGCAAUAUCCGCCCACGACGACGAUCACAUAUUUGUCGGCUACAUGGACGGGGUGAUCAUCGAUGUGAACCGCGAUGCGGUGCUGCCACAACAGUAUAUUACGGAGCCCAUCGACUACCUCAAGCAGGUCAACUCUCAGCUGCUGGUGGCGUCGGCGCACGGUCCACGCAAAACUGUGAUAUUCCAGCUACAACCAGAGCUGCCAUCGCUGCCAGUGGCUGGAGCAGCGCCAGUGGAUUGGCCGCUCAAGUUGGAGCUGGACACCAAAUAUUCCUGCCUUCUGGGUGGAAAGUUUCUGCUCUUGUUCUCCGAGCACGGAGUCUUUCAACUGGAUAUAUCCAACCCUCUGGUACUCAUCAAACUGGAAAACUGUGACGAACCACUUAUGGGCUUCGACCUGAAGAACGGUCUCCUCUUUCUGGCCUUCGGGAACAACACCAUUGAGGUCUCCCGAUUCAGCUUCACCGACACGGGGCUAAGGAACGAUGUCAUCUGCAGGAAACGUAUCACAGAGGAGCAGAAAAUAAGUUACCUGAUUGCCGCAGAUGACGCUUCCCUGUUUGCACUGGGCUUCCAGAAUGGCAUUAUCGAGCUCUACUCUCUGGCAGGAUCUGCCAUUCAGUUGGUCUACAGCAUAAAGGAAGUGCACGAGCAGUGCAUCACACAGCUACGGUUCUCGCCGUGCAAACUGUUGCUCAUUAGCUGCGGGGAGCAGCUGUGCUUCUGGAACGUGACCCACAUGCGGAACAACCAGAUCGAGUCGCAGCUGGCCAUAAGACGCAGCCGCCGGCACAGGAUGCACAGUGUCACGCAGGAGGAUGCUGUCGAUGCGGCUCCCAUUGUUUCGGACAUGUCAGAGCCACCGCCAUUUGUUAGCCAUCUCCAUCAACCCGUUCGCGACACCCAGCCGGAAGUAGAUCUGUGGCGGAACAAACGGGGCAAUGCCAUACGGCCGGAGCUGCUGGCUUGCAUCAAGUUUGUGGGUAACAAGGCCAGCCAGUUCUUCACCGACGCCAAGUUCUCGCAGUUCUAUUCGAUAGACGACGAGGGCGUCUACUAUCAUUUGCAACUUCUGGAAACAAAUCCCCACAUGCCGCCGAGUGGGUCGUCGAUGCAUCUGCAGAUGGCUGAACGGCUCGCAAGCGAGAUGAUCAGUGACAUGCAGUAUGCGAAUCUGGCGGACAUUCGAAUAAUUGACCCCCCAUUGACAAUUGGGGGCAUUGAUGACGAGGGAGCCGAUGUCGUUGGGGAUUUGCAGCCGGAGUCUAGCGCAACGAGCCAGGCAGAGACGCCGCUGGUUGUCGACGAAUGCAGCUCAUGACGCCAGUCGUGCGCCACUUCCGGGCGCACGGGUGAGGGCAAUGGACAUUUCCAGUAUGCAUUUAUAGGAUUAAUUCUCUCUUACUUAGUCGCAAUGAUAUUUUACUGCCUCAACAAGCACUAUGCGUCAUAGUGCUUAUAUGUAUGUAAAUACAAGUGUAUUGCUAGGGGACCGUAAAAGGGAUUCCAGCUUGCACGCCAUAUCUCAGGGGGACAAUGCCCUACUACUGUUUGGCAAACCACCCGCGCCCCAAUGUCUGCGUCACACAAAAUACAAAAUUUUUCGAAACACAA
This is a messenger RNA of Drosophila miranda, 5182 nucleotides long. RefSeq lists its product as uncharacterized. Lineage: Eukaryota; Metazoa; Arthropoda; Insecta; Diptera; Drosophilidae. Bases 417 to 4889 code for a protein of 1490 amino acids. Gene Ontology annotation, molecular function: ADP binding; protein binding. The record is from RefSeq and is a predicted model, not a curated record. The transcript has 10 exons.